Molecule: messenger RNA, 2667 nt
Organism: Pogona vitticeps (central bearded dragon)
Lineage: Eukaryota; Metazoa; Chordata; Lepidosauria; Squamata; Agamidae
Gene: AUH
Product: AU RNA binding methylglutaconyl-CoA hydratase
Biological process (GO): fatty acid beta-oxidation
Cellular component (GO): mitochondrion
Molecular function (GO): enoyl-CoA hydratase activity
Source: RefSeq, a predicted model, not a curated record
GUUCGGGGAAGGAGGAGGAGGAAGCCACGGAUUCGGGAAGGGGGGGCAGCCGCUGGGUUUGGCGCGGGCGCGUAAACAGGUAACAUGGCGGCGGCGAGAUGGACUGUGAACCUCCUCCACCGUCGAGGGGGCUUCACUGCAGGAGCGUCCGUAGCUAUUGCUACCGCGGGCUCCUCUACUUCCCCCUCGUCCUCCUCUCUGGGCCGUUUGACCCUGAGGAGUUUUGCACACGGGCGCCGUUCGGCCCUCUUCUCAGCUAUGAGAGGUUACUCUUCGGAGGCGAAAGGCGGGGAGGAGGAGCUGCGGGUCCGGUACUUGGACGACGAUUGUAAAGGAAUUGUUGUACUUGGAUUAAACAGAGCACAUGCAAAAAAUGCGCUUAAUAAAAAUCUUGUAAAAAUGAUAUCAAAAGUUACGGAAGCUUUGAAAACUGACAAAAAAGUACGGACGGUUAUAUUCCGAAGUGAAGUUCCUGGGGUAUUUUGUGCUGGUGCGGACCUUAAAGAAAGAGCCAAAAUGCACUCUAGUGAAGUAAGCUCUUUUGUCUCAAAAGCAAGAACAACGAUCAAUGAAAUGGCUAAUCUUCCAGUACCAACUAUUGCUGCAAUCGAUGGCAUUGCAUUAGGCGGUGGCCUGGAAUUGGCUUUAGCCUGUGACAUACGAGUAGCAGCUACUUCUGCAAAGAUGGGUCUAGUUGAAACAAAAUUAGCAAUCAUUCCUGGUGCAGGAGGAACGCAAAGGCUACCUCGUACAAUUGGAGUGUCUCUGGCAAAGGAACUUAUAUUUUCUGCCCGUGUAAUUGAUGGUGAAGAAGCAAAAUCAAUAGGAUUGAUCAGUCAUGUGGUGGAACAGAAUGAAGCAGGGGAUGCUGCCUAUAGAAGAGCUUUAGCCCUGGCAAGAGAAUUUUUACCUCAGGGACCAGUAGCAAUGAGAGUUGCAAAACUGGCCAUCAAUCAAGGAAUGGAAGUAGAUCUGCUAACAGGCUUGGCAAUUGAAGAAGCUUGUUAUGCUCAGACAAUUCCAACAAAAGACAGAAUUGAAGGUCUUCUUGCUUUUAAAGAAAAAAGACCCCCUCGCUACAAAGGAGAAUAGAAAAAUCAAAAACAGAUGCCUUUUAAAAUGCAAAUGAAAUAAACAUACUGCUGGAAGGACUUUUCAGCUGCCUUUUGCCUCAGAACGUGGAAUAUUGUUACCAUGAAAGUAAAUGUAAUCAUCCAUCAUUAGAUACAGCAGACACCUGCACUCAUGACUUAAUUGGUUCCCCAAUGAUGCUUAUUUAAAAAGCCAUUAUUAAGUUGAACCCACUUUCUCGUUGGGGCCAGUGUAGAAAUAUAGGUUUAGUUCCCGGGCAGUUCUCAAGCCCCAGUUCCAACAUCCUCUUUGCUCUCUUGUCAACUUCUGCCAUCUUGUUUGUGCCUCCUGUUCCCUUAUACAGUCUUCUCUAUUUUCCCAUCCAUCUUCCAUGGACUUGUUCGUUCCUUCUGUCCCUCUAAGCUAUCUUCUCUAUUUUCCUAUCUGUUCUAGGCUGCCUUGCUUGCACCUUCUCUGCUGCUCAGUUACCUGUUCUGUUUGCUCUCUUGUCAUCAUGCUGGUCAUAAAGAUUGUAAAACUGUAUUUUGGACUCUAGUGAGAGGGCAUUGGGUAACAAUGAAGUGGUUGUUGAAGCAAGGAGUUGCAAAAAGAGUCAUCAGAAGUCUGGGUCUGCUGUAUCUAUAAUGUACUCAAUUUGUAUUUAGUCUUAUGGUUUCUAAAGGCUUCUCUGUAUAUUUUCAACAACAUUCAGUUGUUGAGCACUUUAAUUCCAUAUACUGGAUUUGAACUGCAUAUUUUAUCAGUUAAAAAUUUACAUUCCUAAUGUAAACAGAGCUUAAGGUAAUCAUAAGAAGUGUAAAUCUUCUGCUGUUGUAACAGAAUAAUUUAAUCCUUCACACCAAACAUAUGAGCUGUAUCACAUAAAGUUUCUCAAUGAGUCUUUAAUAUAUAUUUUAAAUCAUGUUUCUUUUAAUUGAAUUUAUACAUUUACUAAUAAAGUUAGCUGAACUGACCAGAGGAAGUGGCUGAAAUUCUAUUGCUUUUUAGUAAAAGGCAUAAUAUUCACACCUUCCCAGCCAGUAAUUAAAGAGUCUUUGUUAGGAUUCUCAAGCCUGCCCCAAGCCAGUGAGUUGGUGCACUCCACAGAACCACAGUGGUGGCUGUUUAAUUACUAGCUGGGAAGGAGUAAAUGUUAAACCUUUUGUGCAGAGUAUCAGGAUUGCCGCAGAUAUAUGAAAUAUCAUAUUUGUUCAUGACUUCCAUUGAUACAUUAAAUUCUUUUGGAAACCUAUUAUAUUGUGGUGUUGCAUAGUUGAGGAGAAUUAGUAUAUUAAUCAAAGAAUGCUUAAAUUAGGCCUCCAAUAUCAAUGGGAUUUUAAUAAGAGGUGAUGUUAGAUGUUGCCUAGAGUAACAUGGCAUAAAUUACGUUUUUUUUCCACAGACACAAUGACAAAUGCAUUUUAGAAUGAAGUACUGUCUUCCUAGUUGUGCAUGUAUGACUGUUGCCUUCUUUUUAUGACCAUGAUAUUAUCAUCUCUGCAUUUUCUCUAGCAGCUACAUAGCUGAAGUGUAUGACUGUAAAAUUUAUAUCUACAGUUGUGCUAAAUGGGUCUUAUUAUAGUGAUUUAUGAAUUA